This is a messenger RNA of Aspergillus melleus, 895 nucleotides long. RefSeq lists its product as uncharacterized. NCBI's taxonomy places the organism in Eukaryota, Fungi, Ascomycota, Eurotiomycetes, Eurotiales, Aspergillaceae. Bases 232 to 795 code for a protein of 187 amino acids. The transcript has a single exon. The record is from RefSeq and is a predicted model, not a curated record.
GACCUUUUUACUUCCCAACUGGGAAUAGUAUAGAGGGUGGGCUACGGGACAAACACUCCAAACAAUACAAAGAGCACAAACACUUCGCUGCUGAUUUAGUUUCUCUGGUGGGUACCGACGGAGAUCUCCGCUUAGCUCCUCUAUGCUCUUUACUCAUCUCUGAUCAUUUGAAACCCCGUUUCUCAACUUCACUAUUUACCAUCAUAAUCACCACUCCAACCAGACCAUCUCAUGGAGAACAUAGACAAUUCGUCAACUUCCUCAGGCGACUCCAGAAUGACACCCACGCAUACCUGCCUAUUUGAAUCACAGGCCGACCUCGAACCGCCGCCGUAUCCCUCACCGGCCGCCGUGGCUCCUCACAAGGGAGCAACUUUUAUCAUCCGCGAUAUUCAGAGUGGGCUUGUUAUCACACUCAAGGAUGGCAAUUUAGGCUUGGCCCCUGUGAAUAAGGAAAGCGCAUUCGUCAAUUGCGAUGAUGGGCUUGGUAGUCAUUGGCGCUGCGUUGAAAACAAGGAUCGCUGGCUGGGCUUCAAAAAUGCAGUUUCGGGGGAGUUCCUUGGGCAUGAUAACCAAAAGGACUGGCGUUUCGUGGCAAAGGCUGAGGCCCACAAGCAAUGGGAGUUUUUCUGUGUCCGUCAGUGUUCGGAUGGCGGCCAUGAGCUGCUUGUGAAGCAUUGGGAUGGCUUUCGUGCAAUGCAAGCAGGAGGCUACACUGGCAGAGAUCUAGUGGUUGCUGGUGAAGGACACAGCGGAACAGCAUGGGAAUUUAUUAAAGUUGACACCGAGAUUUGACCUUGUCUGAUCAGCAAAAGCGGCGGACUUAUGGCAUUGGGAACGCGAGCUAAAAGAAGUUCCUGCUAUAGAAACCAAUACAUUUCAUGCUGUGCACAUC